AUGGCACACGACAUGGAGCGAGUACUGAUGUCCCCGGCGUUCGAAGUGUUUAACAAGCUUCGGCUGGCAGGACAGCUUUGUGACGUGGUCCUCAUCACCGACGGUGUUCAAUUCAACGCCCAUAGAGUAAUUCUGUGUGGCUGUAGCUCCUACUUCCAGGCUCUGUUCGCCAGUGACUGGAAUGAUUCAGGAAAGCGGGAGUACCAACUCCCAGGCAUUUCCCCAGAAACACUGAGGCAGGUCAUAGAGUAUGCCUACACGUACUCUGUGGUCAUCACAGCUGACAAUGUGGAGAACCUCCUGGCAGCUGCUGAUUAUCUCAGUGUCUUGGGCAUCGUACAGCGCUGCUAUGAUUUCCUGCAUGAGCAGCUCUGCCUCAACAACUGCAUUGGCCUUCUUAAAAUCGCCGAUGUCUACUGCGUAAACGAGCUGCACCAGUUUGCAUUCAACUUCAUCUUGAAAAACUUUAAGGAGGUUGCCAUCAGCUCAAACGAGUUCCCAGAACUAAGUCUUGAACAACUUUCUGACAUCAUACAGCAGGAUGAGCUUAAUGUCAGAGAAGAGGAUGUGGUGUUUGAGGCCAUCCUCCGGUGGAUCAAACACGAGCCUGCCACCCGAGAGGCCCACAUUUCAGCUCUGUUGCCCAAGAUUCGGAUGGCUCGUAUGGAUCCGGAGUACUUUAUGAAGAUCGUCAAAGCCAACGAUCUGGUGAAGGCCAAUGCGGCGUGCAGGCCAAUUAUCACUGAUGUCAUGAAGGUCAUCUAUGAUCUUCAUGAUGAAAGUCCAUUCUCUGAUUUUGAGAACCCACUGAUCCGCCCGCGCUUGCCCUCUGACAUUUUGCUGGCUGUUGGUGGAUGGAACAUGCGCACGACAAACUGCAUUGAUGCAUAUGACACACGGGCCGACCGCUGGGUGGAUAUCACGCAGGAGGAGCAGAGCAACCUAGCUGGUCAUGGCACGGUGUACCAUGAUGGGUUUGUGUACUGCAUUGGGGGGUUUGAUGGGCAAAAUUUCAUCAAUACCGUGCGCAGAUACGACCCGAUCACACGAGCAUGGCAGCAGAUGGCCCCCAUGCACUGGCAUCGAUGUAAUGUUAGUGUGGUCGUGCUCGAUGGGCUCAUCUACGCCAUGGGUGGCCAUAUUGGUUUCAGGCCCCUCAACAUUGUAGAGUGCUACAACCCAAUAACCAAUGAAUGGACCCAGAUCGAGCACAUGAAUGAGAGGAGAAACGAUGCCAGCGCCACCACCCUGAAUGGCAAGAUAUACAUCUGUGGGGGCCACAAUGGAACAGAGAGCCUAUCUACAGUGGAGUGCUUUGACCCACUCUCUAACGAAUGGAGCUUGAUCACUCCAAUGAGCAUUCCCCGUCACAGCCUUGGAGUCACGGCGUAUAAAGGGAAGAUAUAUGCGGUGGGCGGUAUCAACAGGCCUGAUCGCCUGCAGACCAUGGAGGUCUAUGACCCUACCACAAACCGCUGGCAUGCUGUGGCCCCCAUGUCCACACCGCGCAGUGAUUUUGGCAUCGCAGUGGUGGACGACCUCCUAUUUGUGAUGGGCGGCCACGAUGGGUUUGGGGUAACUAACAAGGUGGAGUGCUAUGAUGCGGGGACAGGCAGCUGGUAUCGUGCGCAGGACAUGAGCAGAGCCAGAAACCAUUUCAGCUGCUGCGUAGUGCCUGCGCACCCCCGCAUCAUAGAAUAUGCUUCACCUCGUUAGUCCCUAAUGGCCGCC
Molecule: messenger RNA, 1731 nt
Organism: Brienomyrus brachyistius
Lineage: Eukaryota; Metazoa; Chordata; Actinopteri; Osteoglossiformes; Mormyridae
Product: kelch-like protein 10
Exons: 5
Coding region: 1-1716 (571 amino acids)
Molecular function (GO): protein binding
Source: RefSeq, a predicted model, not a curated record